Trichoplax adhaerens is the source of this 1734-nucleotide messenger RNA. RefSeq lists its product as uncharacterized. The transcript is spliced from 25 exons. Gene Ontology annotation, cellular component: secretory granule; plasma membrane. Gene Ontology annotation, molecular function: syntaxin binding. NCBI's taxonomy places the organism in Eukaryota, Metazoa, Placozoa, Uniplacotomia, Trichoplacea, Trichoplacidae. The record is from RefSeq and is a predicted model, not a curated record. Bases 1 to 1734 code for a protein of 577 amino acids. Gene Ontology annotation, biological process: vesicle-mediated transport; intracellular protein transport.
AUGAUUUUAGGAAUUAUUGAAGACGUUUUGCGUCCAUUAAAGAAACCUCGAGAAUGGAAGGUCUUAAUAGUCGAUCAUCUUGGCACUCGAAUCUUGUCAGCUUGUUGUAAAAUGCACGAAUUAGUCAAUGAAGGCAUAACUGUGGUGGAAAACUUAUCUAGAGUUCGUCAACCGUUAUCAAAGAUGGAAUCUAUCUAUUUAAUUACACCAACAGAAGAGUCUAUCGAUAAAAUCAUCGCGGAUUUCAGCGAAUCAAGCAAACCUCAUUAUAAGUGUGCUCACGUUUUUUAUACUGAGGCGUGUCCAGAUGAAUUAUUUCAAAAAUUUUCCAAGUCACCUGCGGCAAAAUAUGUGAAGACUUUGAAAGAAAUCAAUAUAUCAUUUUUACCUAUUGAAUCGCAAGUUUUCAGUCUGGACUAUCCGGAUAUUUUACCGAAUUUUUACGGUAGUAUUGCUCAAUCACGAACGAAAUGCAUGGAGAGAAUGGCAGAGCAACUAGCAACUUUGUGUGCUACCCUUGGAGAGUAUCCCAUAGUUAGAUAUAAUAGGGACCACGAAUCUGUCGCGGAAUUUACUCAGAUGUUUCAAGGCAAAUUAGACGCUUAUAAAGCUGAUGAUCCAUCAAUGGGCGAUACUCCUGAAAAGUUGAAAUCACAGCUGGUAAUCCUUGACAGGGGAUUUGAUCCAGUAUCGCCAAUCCUCCAUGAAUGCUACUUUCAGGCGAUGGCUUACGAUCUUCUCCCAAUCGAAAAUGAUGUUUAUAGAUACGCAACAAACUCCGGUCCGGCACAAACCGAAAUGGAAAAAAAGGCUCUUCUUGACGAAAGCAAUGAAUUAUGGGUUAAGCUUCGCCAUGAACACAUUGCCGUUGUUUCACAAAAUGUAACGACAGAGCUUAAAAAGUUUGCUGAUACCAAGAGGAUGGCUGGUAAAGAUAGGGCUUCUAUGAGAGAUUUAUCACAGAUGUUGAAAAAGAUGCCACAGUAUCAAAAGGAAUUAAGUAGAUACUCCCUCUAUUUGCAUCUGGCUGAAGACUGUAUGAAACGUUUUAAGGAAAAAAUCGAUAAACUAGUUAGAGUUGAACAAGAUUUAGCCACUGGUACUGACGCUGACGGAGAAAGAGUAAAAGAUCCUAUGAAGAAUAUAGUACCUAUUAUGCUUGAUCAAGAUGUUAGCCCAUUGGACAAAAUAAGGGUUAUUUUGCUGCUGACCUUUGCUAAAAAUGGUCAAUCGGAGGAGAAUCGAGAAAAAUUAAUUAAGCACGCAAAUAUUCCAACUGUUGAUCGUGAAAUCAUAACGAAAAUGAGCCGUCUCGGAGUAAAAAUCGAUGACAAAGAUCGUUCUAGAAGAUCGAAAAUUGAGCGACGUGAUCGUUCUGGCCAAGUUACUUAUCAAAGUUCGCGCUGGAUACCACUAAUAACAGAUGUUAUGCAGGAUGCGAUUGAUGAUAAAUUAGACACGAAGGCAUUUCCUUUCAUAUCGGGGCAGCAAAGUACUGGAGUUGGUAUUGCCCGUCCUAAAAAAUAUGGUUGGGGAAAGGAUAAAAGCGCGGAGAAUAGAACUGGUCCGCGAUUGAUUAUCUUUGUUAUUGGUGGAAUGAGUUAUUCAGAGAUGAGAGCUGCUUAUGAAGUUAGCAAAGCUAAAAAGGAUUGGGAAGUGAUCAUUGGUUCAACUCAUUUGCUGACGCCGGAACUAUUCUUAAAUUCGUUAAGGAAUCUCGACUCUAAUGAAUAA